ACUCUAAACUAGAGUUCUGCAUUCAAUCAGUUAGCUCUUGCUUAAAAAAGACAGUGAGCUUUUGGAGGAGGCUCAGAGAACAAUAACUAAGCUGAUCCAUAGAACAGAGAAGCUCCCGUGUGAUGCUCGACUGGUUAAACUAAACAAUUCCCAUUGUCACAUUGAAGAACCAGAAGUGACUUAAUUACAGUUUUCAAACAACUUAGUGAUAAGUUUGCUUCUGAUACGCCCUCAAUUUUCUUGUCUUCCGAAACAGAGAAUUUACGAGGACACUCCAAAAAGUUCACAACCACAGAACAAAAUUUCAGCUGACUGUCGACUUUCCUAUCGAUUCAUUAACGGGCGUAAUUAAUCACCUCAACAUGUGAUUGAAGUUCCAUCUGUCGACUCUUUCAAAAGAAAGUUGGAUCAACUGAGAGACCAUAAUUGCCUAGGCUAACACAAGCCAUUCAGUCUGCUAUCCUUUAAAACUGAAACUAGAAGGUUUAAAAAUGAGGUUGACCUUGAGCUUGUGGAGACUAUUUCCCAGUCGGGUUUAUUUAGUGCCAAUUUGAUUUCAUAUAUAUACCAAUGCAAAUAAAUGGAUACUUCAAUCUUACUAUUUUGGGGGAACUUUGGGGAAUUUUAGCUAAAUCUUGAGGCUUUAGCCCCAAGGAAAUUUUACUUAAAGUCGUGAAAAGUUUAGUAGUUUUCCCAAAUGUUUCCCCAAAAUUCGGGGAAAAAAUCAGCGUUAUAAGAUUCUGGUGAAAUAUUGGAGUAAACCCGAGAUUUCUACAAACAUUUCGGAGAUUUCUCCAAAACAUUGGGAUAUUUUCCCAGAUCUAGGGAGAUUUUGGGUUUUUGGUGCUAUUUACCCCAACUUUUCUAUCGCGGCUUCCCUAAGACAGGUCAGAUUUUCCCCAAAAUUGGGAGAUUGGGCCAACAAUAAAUUCUUGCUUAAAAUAUUACAGGCAUACAUCUGUUUCAGUUUUCACUAGUAUGUAUGGGUUACAAAUAUUUUAUACUGGUUUGGAUAGUCACAAGUGCCAUCUAGAAGUGCUUCUUUGAGGCCUAAAAUGGUCUUAAUGUUUGUCGACUGACGGAGAUAUUUCGAACCUAUCAUAGUUUUAUGUAUAUUUUUCGGUCUAUAUAGAAGUUCUAAGUUCAAGACACCUAUUGGGCUCUUAUUUUAUUUUAAAAAUGUCGUAUGAACUCUUCCUUAUACUUCAGCACGGCAACAUUCUGAUUGUUUGCGAGCUAACAAAGAUUAGGCGCUAAAUUGACUGAUGAGGAACUAAUCUCAUGAAUUAAAGCCUUUUAUGUCAAACAGAAAGUUAGAGUCACAACUUCACUGUCUUCAGGGGUAUCGUAAAUAACACACUAUAUACUCCUUUAAUUUAUUAAAAACCACAUCUAUUUCUUUUUUGGGUUCAAUGUUUUAUAAUCAUGCUAAACAAACUUGAAGUCGCGAGUUAGAUUCCAUCACUAACGGACUGUUCCUAUAGAUUUUUAUAGUUUUAAAUACUCUCAAAACUUGGAGACAGGUGAUAGAGUUCUGUGAUAAAAACUGCCAUCUUUUUGUCUUUACAGAAUAUUUGAUGUUGGAAAGUUGAUUUGUGUAUUUGAAGCAUGGACUUUAAUUGUACGUGGUGUUAGAAACUCAUCAUUGCUUUUUAUUCAACGGGUUUAUGUGGCCUUGUGGCGAAUAUCAUACCUGUUAGAAUUUAUAAAACAAUAGUACACGGAGACUAGUGACUGAUGUCGUUUUACCAGUUUGUAUGUAACAAGUUACGGCUACCGGAUGGAGUUGAUAUCAAACUCUUUCAUUGCAUUUGCCACAACCUCAAUCUUUUGGAAUACAUGGGAAUAUCAGAACUUUGUCUAGUACUACUAAUGUGAUUACAAAUGCUAAUUUGGAUGCUCCCGCUGGAUCAAAGCACUUUUUAGGCCUAGGGUUUCAUAAAGAACUCCCAAAGGCUUGUUAUGGCGGCCGCCAUACUGUUGCAAUGCUUCUCGGGGAUGGUGUAGGACCCGAACUUCUAUCAUACGUCAAAGAAGUUUUCCAAGUUAUUGGAGCUCCAAUAGAUUUUGAGGAAGUUGCCGUAAAUCAAGAAUCUGAAGAUGUUACAUUUACUGAUGCUCUACUUGCUAUGAAACGCAAUGGUGUUGGAAUCAAAGGAAAUUUUGCCACAGAACCAGGUCAAUCGUCAAGAAAUGUAGCUCUCCGUUUAAACUUGAAUUUAUAUGCCUUUGUCCAACGAUGUCGAAACUUUCCAGGUGUGGUUACACGUCAUCAAAAUGUCGAUAUCGUUAUAAUACGUGAGAAUACAGAGGGUGAAUAUAGUCGGUUGGAGCACGAAAAUGUUCCUGGAGUGGUAGAAUCUUUGAAGAUUAUAACUAGAGAAAAAUCCACUAGAAUUGCCCAAUUUGCAUUUGAUUAUGCCGUUCGACAUAACCGAAAAAAAGUCACAGCAGUACACAAAGCCAAUAUCAUGAAAUUGGGCGAUGGUCUAUUUUUAGAAGUAUGCUCUUCAAUGGCCAAAAAUUAUCCACAGAUUGAAUUCAAUCAUAUGAUUAUUGAUAAUACAUGUAUGCAGUUAGUUAGUAAACCGCAACAAUUCGAUGUGAUUGUUUUACCAAAUUUAUACGGAAAUAUAGUCGGUAAUGUGGCAGCUGGUUUAGUCGGUGGAGCUGGUCUAACAACAGGUAUAAAUUUAGGCCCACAAAAUGCCUUGUUUGAAAUGGGCACACGGAAUUCUGGACGUUCCUUAGCUGGGAAAAAUAUUGCUAAUCCAUGUGGUAUGUUAUUGACAUCAGCAGAUAUGUUAGAAUAUUUAGGUCAUAUCAAAGAAGCUAAACUUAUUCGUGAUUCAGUUGUGAAUGUUGUUGGAGAACAAAAAAUACGUACAGCUGAUUUGGGUGGUAGUUAUAAAACUAGUAAAGUGAUUGAAGCAGUCUUGAAAAGUUUAAGAAGUCAACUUGCAUCGUGGUGAUAGUGAAAGGAAUGACGAAAUUGGGAACUAUUGUGUUUGCACUUAGCAUAUAUAUUUAAAGUAUCCGUAUAGCUUUCAGCACUAUUCGUUGUAAUUUGGUCUUGGCUUCUGCCCUAUCUUCAGGUUAACACAUUUAGUGAAACAACAGAUUCAUACCCACGUUAUCGUAUACGUUUGCUAUGAAAUAUGUAAAAUAUGCUUUAAAUAUAUAUUUCAAGAAUAGUAGAGUGCACCUCUCUUCUAGUCGAUGAAUGUUGUAAGCUGAUAACUGAUUAUAAACCACGUUGCCUACCACUUAUACAAGUAAAAAACCCACAUUCUCCACUUCUCUCAAAUCGACUCAGUUUGUGAAUUGGCGGGAUAUAUACAACCAACCACCUUGAUGCUGCCUUCAUAACAGCGCUUUUUUUAGCUACUACUGUAAAUUACUUAGGAUUGUGAUUGGUCAUCUUUCUAAGAGAAGUAAUCACCACAAACCACUUAACAGAGCAAUAAUCGUCAGUAUAGGGGUUGUGGAGAUUAUUAAGUUUUUGAUUGAGAUCAUGAACCGAUUGAUGUUAGACCACCGUUGGAAACCUGGAAGCACUGGACGGCCGUUUCGUCCAAAUGUGGAGCUAAUCCGUGUCGGGUAGAGACAGGUAUCUACCUCAGUAAAAUGGAAGAUGGUCACGCAAUUUCGUGGAUUGGUUGAUGUUAGACACUAACACCAUUGGAUGCCGGCUCAGUGGUCCAGUAGGUUAAACGUUCGCGCGCGAGACUGGGGGCCUUGGGUUCGAAUUCCACGAACGGGGUCGUGGGUGCGCAUCGCCUAGAAAUCUCACAAUAGAACGAGACGGCCGUCCGAUGCUUCCAGGUUUUAUUGUGGCCUAACAUCAAUCGGUUCAUGAUCUCAGUCAAAAAGAGCAAGAAUCACAUUUUUCUCAUCAAUGAUAAUAAUAAAUACACGGGUAGAAAUUCUAUAAAUACUAGAAGUAGAGUUGAUUGAAAAAAAUAAAAGUUAACUUUAAAGUCGGUGUUAAAAAAUUCACAUCCAGAGUAAACCACUAAGAAACAAAUGUGAACUACGUCAUCAUAUUUAGGUAGCUAAAUGUGACAUGUGAAUUUCUAAUGUAUUAUACAGAUCAAAGAGUUGGUGGGAAAAAGUCCAAUUUAUUGUUUAAUUUAAAACAACAGGGUUCUUUUAGUAAAAAGUGAAAACCGUACAUUAAAUACUUUAUUUGUAAAUCUUCCAUCACUUGUCCUUUACAUCCUGUAUGACUUUUCCGAUUCUUUAUUUCAAUCUUCUCAACGUUCCUUUGACAAGCAUUCCACUCCAAAUUGAUGUUACAUACUACUUAUUUCGUUCGACAUAAGUAGCAUACACCACAAUGUGCUCAGAUUCGUACAUCAUACACCUGUUUUUUCAGCGAUAGUAAAUACAACAUACUCAUCGGUGGAGUUUUUUUUAAUUUGGACUAAACAACCCUGUUCAAACUAAUAUUAUUCG
Messenger RNA from Schistosoma haematobium, 4458 nucleotides. Its product is annotated as Isocitrate dehydrogenase [NAD] subunit gamma 1, mitochondrial. The record is from RefSeq and is a predicted model, not a curated record. Gene Ontology annotation, biological process: isocitrate metabolic process; tricarboxylic acid cycle. NCBI's taxonomy places the organism in Eukaryota, Metazoa, Platyhelminthes, Trematoda, Strigeidida, Schistosomatidae. Bases 1986 to 2972 code for a protein of 328 amino acids. Gene Ontology annotation, molecular function: NAD binding; magnesium ion binding; oxidoreductase activity, acting on the CH-OH group of donors, NAD or NADP as acceptor. Gene Ontology annotation, cellular component: mitochondrion. The transcript has 10 exons.